This is a messenger RNA of Microthlaspi erraticum, 1755 nucleotides long. The record is from the annotation of a GenBank genome assembly. Lineage: Eukaryota; Viridiplantae; Streptophyta; Magnoliopsida; Brassicales; Brassicaceae.
AUGGGAAACAACAACGCAACAGCUAUUUUAACAGAAGAAGAGAGCUUAAAGCUAGAAACCAAUGGAAUGUCACCUUUGAAGUCUGUUUCCGUGGAGACCACGCGAGAUCAGGUGUUUCUUGCAUGUGAAGGAAAAGAUGGAGAUGAAGAGAAAGAGAGCGUGCAUGAUGGUGUUACAGGUAAAGAGACUCAAGAAACAGAACCACAAAGCAAGGAAGUAGUAGAAAAUCCGCAAGUGAAAGAGAUCCAAGAAGAGAUGCAUCAUCAUAGUGUCAUGGAGAGCUUGGUAAUGGAAACCGAUGAGAAGCUUCAGAAACAGGCAUCAGAUGCAGAAGGUGUUGAAACUGUGUGUGAAGUGAUAGAUGUCGAAGAGUUAACUUCGGUUGGAUCUCAAAGUGUUGUGAGCAAAUUGAUCACGACAGAUUCUGGUGAUGAAGAGAAGCUCUGUGUGAUCGAUGAGAUUGUCCUUGUAUCUCCACGUUUCAAUGGAAGUGUUAGAACAGAGGAGGAGAAGAUGAUCAGUGAGUCUCCGGAAGAAGUUGUUCUUGUAGAGGAAGAUGCAAAGCUUGAUCAAGAGAUUGGUGUGGAACAGAGAGCAGAGUUUCUGGAGAUCGAGCCACAUGAGAUUCUGAAUCUGGACUAUGGCGUUGUUGAUGAUGAUGAUGAAGUUAUAACUGAAAGAAAAGCUGAUCCGGAAAUCUCUAAACCUGUUUCUCAAGAAUCAAACGUGAUUCAAGAGACUAGUCCUGAAGUUAAUAAGGAAGAGAAGGACUUGGAGUUAGGAAGAAAGGCGAGUCUGAAACGCAUGUCCCGAUGCAGAUCGCUCCCAGUGAGCCAAAAUAGAAGAGUUAUGGGAGACUCUCUGGUUCAACAGCUGGUUUCAGGGGUUGUGUUUCCUUCCAGUAACAAGAUGGGUUUAGAGAAAGCUAACAAGUCUGGGACACUGCUUGUUUCUUGCGUGGGAAGCAAUAAAGCGCAAGAAACUACUGAAGCGAUAACUGAUAGCGAUAAAGAAGCUAGACUUGAGAUGCGAUCUCCUAGCUUUCGUAUUGAUCUAAGAGACGAAGAAAGAAGCGGGGAAUUGAUCGAGAAAACUCCGUCACUCUGUCAGGACAAGACUGAGACGUACGAGGCAGCAAUCGAUGUGGAAGAGAAAACUGUGAUGCUGAAGAGAAGUGAGACUGAGGAAACAAGAGGCGUUGAGUUGUCUAUAGGGCUGUCGAUGAAACACAACGAGAGCUCUGAAGCAGAUAAUAGCUUCAAUGAAACUAAGAGCUUACGAGAUAACUUUCUGGACAAGAAAGCUAACACGGUUGAGACUCCGCUUGUUUCUUGCGUAGGAAGCAACAUAACAAAAGAAACUACUGAAGCGAGAACUGAAAGCCAUAAAGAGAUGCUGUCUCCUAGCUUUGGUCAUAACCUGAGAAUCGAAGAGAAAAGCGAUGAAUCGACGGAGAAAACUCCGUUACUCUGUCAGGACAAGACUGAGACGUACGAGGCAAAUGUGGAGGAGAAAACUGUGAUGCUGAAGAGAAGUGAGACUGAGAAAACAAGAGGCUUUGAGCUGUCUCUAGGGUUGUCGAUGAAUCCUACUGAGAGAUCUGAAGCAGGGGAAAGCUUUAAAGAAUCUAAGGGCUCAGAGGAUAACUUGCUGGACAAGAAAGCUACAUUGGGUUCUAUGAAAGGCAGAGCCAGAAAACGGAGCAAAUCUUCGAUCUUGGGAACAUGUCUUUGUUGCGCCACCGUUAUGAAUUGA